UGUCAUAGAAACUAUAGGUUAUAUUUAUAGCGCAAAYAAUUAGUGUUUGAAAUGAAAACAUUAGUCAUUUGAUUGUCAUUUGAAUGAAUUAGUUGUUUCAUUGUUUACCUAAUAAUCGAUGUCUUCAUUAAACAAGUCUUAUCCUAAAGUCAUCCGAAAGUUAGACGAAACAGUUGUCAACAGAAUAUCUGCCGGAGAAGUGAUUCAUAGACCAGUAAAUGUUGUCAAAGAGUUGAUUGAAAACAGUUUGGACGCCAACUGUUCGUCCAUUGAGGUGACCAUAAAAGAUGGCGGAAUGAAAACUUUGAUAAUACAAGACAAUGGAUGUGGUAUUCAAAAAGAAGACUUGGAUAUAGUCUGUGAAAGGUUUACCACUUCUAAACUCGAGUCGUUUGAAGACUUGGUAACCAUUCAAACACAUGGUUUUAGAGGCGAAGCAUUGGCUUCAAUUAGUCACAUAUCUUAUGUGACUAUUGUCACCAAAACUGAUUCACAAAUGUGUGGAUUUAAAAUACAAUUCAUUGACGGAAAGCCUAAGUCAGAUGCCGUUCCGUUGGCCGCUAAUAACGGAACGAUAAUUACUGUCGAAAAUCUCUUUUAUAAUAUUCCGUUGCGAAGAAAGGCUUUAAAUAAUAUUUCACACGAAUAUAAUUUGAUUAUCGAUUUACUAACUAAAUAUGCAAUCAAUUACUCGAAUAGGGUUUCAUUUUCACUGAAAAAAUUGGGCGAAAGUUGUGAUUUGGUUACUAAUGUUGAYAAUAGUCUUAUUGAUAAUAUUAGAGUACUUUAUGGACCAAACAUUGCCACUAAUUUGAUUGAAAUAUCAUUUGAAGACAUGACAAGACUUAAAUUCUUGAUGACUGGAUUUACUUCAAAUCAAAAUAUUCAUCAAAAGAAUUUUGUAUUUAUUUUAUUUAUAAACAAUCGCUUAGUUGAAUGUCAAACACUAAAGAAAGCAAUUGACUUGAUUUACAGUAAUUAUCUUUUAAAGAGUUGCCAUCCAUUUGUUUAUUUGGACAUAAAGAUAGAGUCGCAUAACAUUGAUGUCAAUGUUCAUCCCACUAAAAAUGAAGUUUAUUUUCUUCACGAACAAGAAAUUGUGAGAAAAUUAGUUGAAACCAUUGAAAGCAAAUUAACUAAAGGAAAGGAGAGUCGACUUCUAAGUGAAGAUAUUAGCACUUUAUUUAAUAUGUCGUCUUCACAGUUAUCUAUCGAAAGUCAAUCUGAAAGUCAAUCUAUGAGUCGAAAUAACSCAUCUGUUGCUGAGGUUAAUAAAAGUCCAAAAAUURUGAAUAUAAAUAAAGAAAUKACUUCUCGAAGACCUCAAAAGCAGGUCAGAACUGAUAGUAAAGAUCGAAAGAUUAAUGAAUACUUUUCAGUCGAAAAAAGUAAACAGAAAGAGAAGAGAUAUCAGAUUAAAAGUGUUAUUUUACUUCGCAAUAAUGUUUCUGAAGAAACUGAUAGUAAUUUCCAAAAUAUUAUCUGUAAUUCGACUUUUGUUGGAUGUGCUGACGAGACAUACAUUUUAGUUCAAUACAAUACCCAACUAUUUUUGGUUAAUGCGGUUAAUCUAAAUAUAGACUUAUUUUAUCAAUUAUAUCUCAUUGAUUUUGCAAACUUUGAACAAAUCAAAUUUGCUAAACCAUUGCUUAUAUCUGAAAUAAUAGCGCCAUAUCUUAAUGAUUUGAAUAAUAACUCUCAGACACAACCYUUGGACGCAAUAUUUGUUGAGACAAUACUUAUGGAAAAGAGUGAAAUGCUUUCCGAUUAUUUCUCUAUUAAUAUAAGUCCACAAAAAGAGUUACUUAGUUUGCCUCAAAUAUUGGACUCUUWUGUCCCUAAUUUUGGUUAUUUACCACAAUUUCUCUGUUGUUUAGCUCAAGAYGUUAACUGGAAAUCAGAGAAGGAGUGYUUUGAAAGUAUUGGUAAAAUUUUGGCCAAUUUUUACGCAAAGCCUCCAAAUAAAUUUGAGUCCAAUGAUGAACAUCACAAAUGGGCCAAAAUGUUUGAGACUCUUAUUUAUCCAAAAUAUAAACAAAURUUAUGUCCAUCAAAGUCUGUGUCAAAUAACUCGACAUUUUUUGCUGUCACAACACUUCCUGAUUUGUAUAAAGUUUUUGAAAGAUGUUAA
Molecule: messenger RNA, 2131 nt
Organism: Oppia nitens
Lineage: Eukaryota; Metazoa; Arthropoda; Arachnida; Sarcoptiformes; Oppiidae
Gene: Mlh1
Biological process (GO): mismatch repair
Cellular component (GO): MutLalpha complex
Molecular function (GO): mismatched DNA binding; ATP-dependent DNA damage sensor activity; ATP hydrolysis activity
Source: RefSeq, a predicted model, not a curated record